Cicer arietinum (chickpea) is the source of this 2172-nucleotide messenger RNA. Its product is annotated as probable auxin efflux carrier component 1c. Lineage: Eukaryota; Viridiplantae; Streptophyta; Magnoliopsida; Fabales; Fabaceae. The record is from RefSeq and is a predicted model, not a curated record. Gene Ontology annotation, molecular function: auxin efflux transmembrane transporter activity. Gene Ontology annotation, biological process: auxin polar transport; auxin export across the plasma membrane. Gene Ontology annotation, cellular component: endoplasmic reticulum; plasma membrane.
UUAAUUAAAAAAAUAGAUAAAUCAAAAUGCCUCCUGCAUUGUGCUUUGGGGACUGAAAAUGUGGCAGCUCCAAAACCAAAGCUGAAAAUACUAUUUCACUCAUAUUCACUUUACUACCUCAAAAACCAAAACACAUGCUCUUCCUCCCACAUCAACACCAUAUUUUCUUUGUUUCUAUUCUUCAACUCUCUGUUAUGAACAAACAAGUUUGAAGAAUAAUUAAGAUGAUAACGUUAAAAGAUUUCUACCAUGUAAUGACAGCAAUGGUUCCACUUUACGUUGCUAUGAUGUUAGCAUACGGUUCAGUUAAAUGGUGGAAAAUAUUCUCUCCAAACCAAUGCUCCGGUAUCAACCGUUUCGUCGCUCUUUUCGCAGUUCCGUUACUUUCUUUCCAUUUCAUAGCCUCCAACAAUCCUUACAAAAUGAACCUACGCUUCCUCGCCGCAGACACACUUCAAAAGAUCAUCGUCUUACUCGUUCUCACUGUUUGGUCCAACGUUUCCAAAAAGGGUUGUUUAGAAUGGACAAUAACACUCUUCUCCAUUUCAACACUCCCAAACACUUUGGUCAUGGGAAUCCCUCUUCUCAAAGGAAUGUACGGUGAAUUCUCAGGAAGCUUGAUGGUGCAAAUUGUUGUUCUUCAGUGUAUCAUUUGGUACACGGUAAUGCUUUUCAUGUUUGAAUUCAGAGGAGCAAGAAUGCUUAUCUCUGAACAAUUUCCAGACACUGCUGGUACCAUUGUUUCUAUUCAUGUUGAUUCUGAUGUCAUGUCACUUGAUGGAAGACAGUGUUUGGAAACAGAAGCUGAAAUUAAAGAAGAUGGUAAGCUUCAUGUUACAGUGAGAAAAUCAAAUGCUUCAAGAUCGGAUAUCAUGUCGAGAAGGUCUCAGGGGAUUUCAUCUACAACACCUCGACCUUCAAAUCUGACGAAUGCAGAGAUAUACUCUUUGCAAUCAUCAAGGAACCAAACUCCAAGAGGUUCAAGUUUCAACCAUGCAGAUUUGUUUUCGAUGAAUGGUCGUAAUUCGAACUUUGGUGGUUCUUCUGAAUUGAAUGGACCAACAUCGACGGGGCAUAACGUUGUUGGUGGUGGUAAGAGUAAGAAUAAUACUAGUAGUCAAGUAGGGCAGAAAACAGAGGAUGUUCAUAUGUAUGUUUGGAGUUCACCAGUUUCUGAUGUGUUCGGUGAUCACAAACAAGUUAAAUUGAAUGUCUCUCCAAGAAAAGUGGAUGGUGGAGAGAGAGGGGAAAUGAAUGAGGAAGGUGUGAAGGGGAACAAAAAAACGAUGCCAGCAGCUAGUGUGAUGACGAGGUUGAUAUUGAUAAUGGUGUGGAGAAAACUUAUGAGAAACCCAAACACAUAUUCAAGCAUAAUUGGCCUAACUUGGUCACUUAUUUCAUUCAGGUGGAAUAUUGAAAUGCCUGCUAUCAUAGCAAAGUCUAUUUCUAUAUUGUCAGAUGCGGGGCUUGGCAUGGCCAUGUUCAGUCUUGGUCUGUUCAUGGCUUUGCAACCGAGGAUGAUAGCAUGUGGAAAUUCAGUAGCAACUUUUUCAAUGGCCGUUAGAUUCCUUACGGGUCCAGCUGUGAUGGCGGCUGCUUCCAUUCUUGUUGGCCUCCGAGGAACCCUCUUGCACGUUGCCAUUGUUCAAGCAGCUCUUCCACAAGGAAUUGUCCCAUUUGUCUUUGCAAAGGAAUACAAUGUACAUCCUGAUAUUCUCAGUACAGGGGUAAUUUUUGGGAUGUUGAUUGCAUUGCCCAUAACGCUCUUUUAUUACAUCUUGUUGGGGAUAUGAAUGAAUAUCAAAGACACUGCUGAAGAUUACAUGUGGCAUUCAUGCAAAUUUCGUUUGAGCCUUCUAGCAAUAGCCAAAGAAAGGAAAAUACUAUAUGUUGGAUGAAAUAGAAAAGCAAUCAACCCAUUAGUUUUUGUAUGUUAAAUGAUUGUCCUUGCUGCUAGCUAGUGGUACCAAUUUAUAAAAUGGGCUAUCUUCUUAGAUUUCAAAUUUAAACGUCCUCGUAUUCCAUACCUCUCUCAUUAAUUGGAACCAUUAUCAUUUUAACGUACCCCACACUCUAUUUUGAGUUUUUCUUUUGCUCAAUUUUUACAUGUAGCACAUCUUAUGAUAAAUUUAAGAUUGUUCGCCCACUUAUCAGCAAAUUUGGGCAAGUAUA